Molecule: messenger RNA, 4206 nt
Organism: Oncorhynchus mykiss (rainbow trout)
Lineage: Eukaryota; Metazoa; Chordata; Actinopteri; Salmoniformes; Salmonidae
Product: 1-phosphatidylinositol 4,5-bisphosphate phosphodiesterase beta-1
Biological process (GO): phosphatidylinositol-mediated signaling; phosphatidylinositol metabolic process; memory
Cellular component (GO): nuclear speck; cytoplasm
Molecular function (GO): calmodulin binding; phosphatidylinositol-4,5-bisphosphate phospholipase C activity; calcium ion binding
Source: RefSeq, a predicted model, not a curated record
UCAGUCUCUCUCUCUCCCUCUCGUCACCAGCGGACUUCACUCGGUCCCUCCGCUGCGCCUGGAGCUUCAAAGCAAAGACCCGCUAACCCAUGGGGAUUAGAUACUACCAACACUAGUGGGGUUUUGGUCAGCCUACAGUUCUUCUCAGCAGAAGGGUGAUUUCGUUUAGGAAAGAAGGCGAAAGGGAGAGAAAGGGCGAAGGAAAUAAAACCGUUUCUUCUGCUGUCGGUUGAGGAGAGUAGAUGAGUCAAUGGCCGGAGCUCAGCCAGGAGUUCACGCGCUGCAGCUCAAGCCCGUGUUUGUGAGUGAGAGUCUGAGAAAGGGCAACAAAUUUAUGAAAUGGGAUGAUGACUCUACUACGGUGACCCCUGUGACCUUACGAGUCGACCCCCAGGGCUACUUCCUGUACUGGACUGACCAGAACAAGGACACUGAUCUCCUGGACAUUGCCUACAUCAAGGACGCCAGGAAUGGAAAAUGCACAAAAACGCCAAAGGACUUGAAGCUGCGAGAGCUUCUGGACGUGAGCACCCUGGUGGGGAAGAUGGAGAACAGGAUGCUGACGGUGGUGAGCGGACCAGACACGGUCAACAUCACAUAUCUCAACUUCAUGGCCUUCCAGGAGGAGAUCGCCAAGGAUUGGGCAGAAGAGUUGUUUGGCCUGGCGUCUAACCUACUGGCCCAGAACAUGUCCAGAGAAGCAUGCCUGGAGAAAGCAUACACACGACUGAAGCUACAGCUCAACUCUGAGGGAUGCAUCCCUGUCAAGAAUAUCUUCAGGAUGUUCUCAGCAGACAGGAAACGAGUAGAGACAGCUCUGGAGAACUGCAACCUCCCUUCUGGGCGGAGUGAUUGUAUCCCACAAGAAGACUUCACUCCAGAGCUCUACAAAGUAUUCCUCUCCAACAUCUGUCCUCGACCAGAAAUAGACAAUAUCUUCUCUGAAAUUGGAGCUAAAAGCAAACCCUACCUGACAGUGGAGCAGCUGACUGACUUUAUAAACGUCCGACAGAGAGACCCUCGUCUCAACGAGAUCCUCUACCCUCCUCUCAAACCUGAACAGGUUCAGGGCCUGCUGGACAAGUAUGAACUCAAUGAAAUGCUGGCGCAGAAAGGUCAGAUCUCGGUAGACGGCUUUGCCAAGUACCUGAGUAGUGAAGAAAACAGCAUCAUCCCCCCAGAGAAGCUGGACCAGAGUGAAGACAUGACCCUACCACUGCCUCAUUACUUCAUCAACUCCUCCCACAACACAUACCUCACAGCGGGUCAGCUGGCAGGUAACUCGUCGGUAGAGAUGUAUCGGCAGGUCCUCCUGUCAGGUUGUCGCUGUAUCGAGCUGGACUGCUGGAAGGGACGCACCACCGAAGAAGAACCUGUCAUCACACACGGAUUCACCAUGACAACUGAAAUCUCCUUCAAGGAGGUGAUUGAGGCCAUAGCAGAGUGUGCCUUCAAGACCUCCCCUUUCCCUGUCAUCCUCUCCUUUGAGAACCACGUGGACUCGCCCAAGCAGCAGGCCAAGAUGGCGGAGUACUGCAGGUCAAUAUUUGGAGACAUGUUACUGACCGACCCUCUGGAGAAGUACCCUUUGGAGACAGGGGUGCCCCUGCCCAGUCCAAUGGAUCUGAUGGGAAAGAUUCUGGUGAAGAACAAGAAGAAACACAUCAAGACAUCAAGUACCAAGAAGAAACUGUCAGAACAGGCCUCCAAUACCUACAGUGACUCAUCUAGUGUGCAUGAGCCCUCUUCUCCCAGCGCAGGGUCGACCAACCUGGAGAUGACCGAGUCCUCCCAGCCAAUAGAAGUCGCUGGGCUCAGCCUCAGAUCACAGGGAAGGAAGUCCAUUGGUGAAGUUGAGGCAGAGAGUGACGAUGAGGAUGAUGAUGACGAUGACUGUAAAAAGGGGUCCAUGGAUGAGGGUACAGCGGGCAGCGAGGCGUUUGCCACAGAGGAGAUGUCCAACCUGGUCAGUUAUGUCCAGCCAGUCAAAUUUAACUCCUUCGAGGCCUCCAAAAAGAUCAAUCGGAGCUAUCAGAUGUCAUCGUUUGUGGAGACCAAAGCCUUGGAGCAGCUCACUAAGUCACCUGUGGAGUUUGUUGAGUAUAACAAGCUGCAGCUGAGUCGUAUCUACCCUAAAGGCACCAGAGUAGACUCCUCCAACUAUAACCCUCAGCUCUUCUGGAAUGCAGGCUGUCAACUGGUGGCCCUGAACUUCCAGACCAUAGACCUGUCCAUGAUGUUGAACCUGGGUAUGUAUGAGUACAAUGGAAAGUGUGGUUACAGGCUGAAACCAGAGUUCAUGAGACGACCAGACAAACACUUUGAUCCCUUCGCUGAGAGCACUGUGGACGGCAUCGUAGCCAACACAUUGUCUGUUAAGAUCAUCUCAGGCCAGUUCCUGACUGAUAAGAAGGUGGGGACGUAUGUGGAGAUAGACAUGUUUGGUCUGCCGGUGGACACCAGAAGGAAGGGUUUUAAGACCAAGACGUCUCAGGGCAACGCUGUCAACCCUGUCUGGGAGGAGGAGGCCUUUGUCCUCAAGAAGGUGGUACUGCCCACUCUGGCCUCGAUGAGGAUAUCUGUGUUUGAAGAUGGAGGGAAGUUCAUUGGCCAUCGCAUCAUUCCUGUGAAUGCCAUCCGCCCAGGUUAUCACUACAUUGGUCUGAGGAAUGAGAAGAACCAGGCUCUGACCCUCCCUGCUCUGUUUGUCUAUGUAGAGGUCAAGGACUAUGUCCCUGAUACAUUUGCAGAUGUCAUCGAGGCAUUGUCCAAUCCCAUCCGUUACGUCAACCUGAUGGAGCAGAGAGCCAAUCAACUGGCAGCUCUCACUUUGGAGGAGGGGGCAGAGGAAGAGGACAGCAGAGAGGUGGAGGCGGCUGGUGAUGACCCAAUGGAGCCUGACCCCCGGGUGACCUUGCCAGCAGAGAACGGGGUCAGCCACGCCCCCAUCAUCUCCUCCAAACCCCCCAGCCUGGUCAGCCACCAGCCACAGCCCACAGGUUCAGUGAAAAUUGCAGUGAAGACUGAGGACGUCAUUCAGAGUGUUCUCACAGAGAUGGAGGCCCAGACAGUAGAGGAGUUGAAGCAGCAGAAGGGCUUUGUGAGGGAGCAGAGGAAGCAGUAUAAAGAGAUGAAGGAGUUGGUAAGGAAACACCACCGUAAGACCAGCGAGCUGAUCAAGGAGCACACGGCCAGGGCUGCAGAGCUGCAAAACCAGCACCAGCGCAGGACCUCCGCGCUGCAGAAGAGUCACAAACGUGAUGGUAAGAAAAGCAGGUCGGAGCAGUCCCUGUCGACCCUGGAGCAGGAGCUGUGUGUGUUGGACCAGGAGUCCAGUCAGAGACUGUCUGAGCUGAAGGAGAAGCAGCAACAACAGCUACUCACACUGAGACAGGAGCAGUAUUACAGUGAGAAGUACCAGAAGAAAGAACACAACAAAAUGCUGUUGGAGAAGUUGACAGCCAUAGCCGAGGAGUGUCAGAGUGUCCAGCUGAAGAAGAUCAGAGACAUCUGUGACAAGGAAAAGAAAGACGUGAAGAAGAAGAUGGACAAGAAAAGACAGGAGAAGAUUAAUGAAGCCAAGGCCAACAACAAGAACGUGACAGAGGAAGAGAAGCUGGAAAUCAACAGGUCCUUUGUCAAUGAGGUGGUGCAGUAUAUCAAACGGUUGGAGGAUGCUCAGAGUAAGAGAAUGGAGAGACUACUUGAGAAGCACAAGGACAUCAGACAGCAGAUUGUGGAUGAGAAACCUAAGCUACAGAGUGAGCUGGACCAGGAGUACCAGGACAAGUUCAGACGGUUGCCCCUAGAGAUCCAGGAGUUCGUCCAUUACAGCAGCAAGGCCAAGCUUAGCGACGACAGUCCCCAUGGCAACCUGUCUGUCUCCUCGACAACCGAGAGGCUCAACCACAAGUCACAGUCGGAGGACGAUACAGAAGACUCGUCGGAAAGAGUGUUUGACACGCCCCUUUAGGACAAAUCUGAAAUGCCACCCUAUUCCCUACUGUCUAUAGUGCACUACUCUCAUAUAAGAGUAGUGCACUAUAGGCUGCCAUUUCAUACACAUCCAGAGUGUGAUAUUAGAGUAGUGCACUAUAGGCUGCCAUUUCAGACACAUCCAGAGUGUGAUAUUAGAGUAGUGCACUAUAGGCUGCCAUUUCAGACACAUCCAGAGUGUGAUAUUAGAGUAGUGCACUAUAGGCUGCC